This is a messenger RNA of Theobroma cacao (cacao), 1227 nucleotides long. The record is from RefSeq and is a predicted model, not a curated record. NCBI's taxonomy places the organism in Eukaryota, Viridiplantae, Streptophyta, Magnoliopsida, Malvales, Malvaceae.
AUGGGAAACAUUGGCUUCCUCCUCCCUCUUGUGGUAUUUGUGCUGGUGUUGAGUAACUUUGGGGCUGCUUUGUCAUCAGAAUUACCUAACAUCACCACUGACCAAUUGGCUCUUCUUGCACUAAAAUCCCAUGUCACCCAUGACCCUCAAAACAUAUUGGCAACCAACUGGUCUAUGACUACCUCUGUUUGCAGUUGGAUUGGUAUCACUUGUGGAUCCGAUCAGCAAAGAAUUAUCGCUCUUGAUCUUUCUAACAUGAGUCUUAUAGGCACCAUCCCAUCUCACUUGGGAAAUCUCUCUUUUCUUGCUCAACUUAACAUCCAAAGCAACAAUUUUCGAGGCUCAUUGCCCAAGGAGUUGGCUAAUUUGUCUUGGUUGGAGUAUAUAGACAUCAGUCAAAACAAUUUCAAUGGGGAAAUCCCAUCAUGGUUUGAUUCCUUCACUAAACUUCACAAGCUGUCUCUGUACAGUAACAACUUCUCUGGUGUUAUCCCGCCUUCUUUGGGUUCUUUGUCAAACCUUAAGGAAUUGCUCCUACAUGACAAUGAUUUGAAAGGGCAAAUUCCUAUUACAAUCGGAGAUCUUUCUAACUUGAAAUAUUUGAAUUUGGAACAGAAUCACCUUUCAGGUGUAAAUCUUUCUCAAUCUUCAAUAUACUUUAUUGCAAAAAUUGAUUUCAACACUAAUAAUCUCAUUGUAGGUCAACUUCCAUUGGCUGUAUUUGAUCAGCUUCUUAAAUUGCAAUUUCUAAUUUUGGGAUUGAACAAUCUUUCAGGUAGAAUUCCAACCAGUUUAUUCAAGUGCCAAGAGUUAGAAGCUUUAAUUUUAUCUAGCAAUGUCUUGGAGGGAAGUGUGCCUCAAGAAAUCGGGAAUUUGACUAGAUUAAAAAACUUGUAUCUUGAUUGGAAUAAUCUAACAGGUCAACUUUCAUCGGCUACAUUUGAUCAACUUCUUAAAUUACAAUAUCUAAAUUUGAGAAACAACCAUCUCUGGGGUACAAUUCCAUUUAGUUUAUUCAAGUGUCAAGCGAUAGAAACUUUAAAUUUAUUGGAGAAUGCCUUGGAGGGAAGCGUGCCUCAAGAAAUCGGGAAUUUGACUAGAUUAAACUACUUGUAUCUUGGUGCGAACAACCUACAAGGUGGCAUUCCAUCAGCUGUUGGAAAUCUGACUUCUAUUAAGAACCUUAAUUUAAGGCGCAACAACUUGACAGGGACUCUCAUGGAAUAA